AUGGCUUCAUGGGGGGUAGAUAAGGAGAAGCUCCCUGAGAGGGGAGGUCUCUGGGAGCUUCUGUUUGUCCACGUGCUUGACAAGGAGGAGUUGACGGCACAGAGCAGCUGGAGCACUGUGAUGCGGCAUCGUCUAGUGAGCUGGAAGCUGCAGUGGAAGAAGCUAGAGCCCACUGUUCUUUCCCAGCAGGCCAUUACCCUAAAGUUUGCAGGAGAGAUCGAGUCCUUCCAUAUGGGUGGAGGAUCAGUUUUCUACUGCAUUGUGGAUCUGAUUACAAGUAAACCCCAAACAGAGAAUUUACCAAUGGCUUGGAAAUCUCAUAAAACUAAGAAAACAUGGCCAGAAGUUCUUGACCAGAGUCGCCAUGGUUUCCUGAUUCAACAGUGCUUGAACGGAACCCGGCGCUUGACCCCUUCGACCCUAGCCAGCCACUCCGGGACAGAACGCUUUGCAACCUCUUUGCUCAGCCGCUCCAGCGUGGCCACCGUGCCCGCUGUCGCCAUGAUGAGCACUGCCCUGACCACCGCAUCUCCCUCGCAAGUGCGCCAGAACUACCACCAGGACUCGGAGGCUGCCAUCAACCGCCAUAUCAACCUGGAACUGUAUGCCUCCUAUGUCUAUCUGUCUAUGUCUUGCUACUUCGACCGGGAUGAUGUGGCUCUGAAGAACUUUGCCAAAUACUUUCUCCACCAGUCUCUUGAGGAGAGGGAACACGCUGAGAAACUGAUGAAGCUGCAGAACCCACGAGGCCGCGGAAUCUUCCUGCAGGACAUCAAGAAACCAGACCGUGAUGAUUGGGAGAUCGGGCUGAACGCAAUGGAGUGUACACUGCACUUGGAAAAGAGUGUGAAUCAGUCACUACUGGAACUGCACAAACUGGCUACUGACAAAAAUGACCCCCCCUUGUGUAACUUCAUUGAGACACAUUACCUGAAUGAGCAGGUGAAGUCCAUCAAAGAACUGGGUGACCAUGUGACCAACUUGUGCAAGAUGGGAGCCCCUGAAUCUGUCAUGGCAGAAUAUCUCUUUGACAAGCACACCCUGGGACACAGUGAGAGCUAAGCUGACUUCCC
Molecule: messenger RNA, 1073 nt
Organism: Phodopus roborovskii (desert hamster)
Lineage: Eukaryota; Metazoa; Chordata; Mammalia; Rodentia; Cricetidae
Product: ferritin heavy chain-like
Biological process (GO): iron ion transport; intracellular iron ion homeostasis
Cellular component (GO): cytoplasm
Molecular function (GO): ferrous iron binding; ferric iron binding
Source: RefSeq, a predicted model, not a curated record